GUGUCCCCGGGGGUCAUUGCCAACCCCUUUGCGGCCGGCAUGGGCCACCGGAACAGCCUGGAGAGCAUCUCGUCCAUCGACCGGGAGCUGAGCCCUGAGGGCAAGGUCAGGACGCCUGCUGCGGCCGCUGCCAGCCCUGCGUGUUCUGUGCAGGAGAAGGAGCUGCCCGCACCCAGCCCGCCGUGGGGGCCCGAGGCCUUGCAGGCCACCCCCCUGCAGGUACCGUCCAGCACGACGGGAGGGAAGAUGGCCGAGGCCGCCUGCUCUCCCGGCAGCCAGCAGACUGAGCCAGGGGUCAUCCAGCCGUUGGCUCGGGCCUGGCCCAGGGGCUCCCCAACCCAGAGGGGCAGCAGUCCCAGCUCUCCCCCCUCCCCCGACGAGCUGCCUGCCAACGUGAAGCAGGCGUACAGGGCCUUCGCCGCGGUGCCCAGCCCGCACCCGCCCGAGGACGGCCCCGCCCAGCCCCCCGCGCCCGGGACCUUGGCCUCGCCCGAGCAGCUGUCUUUCCGCGAGCGGCAGAAAUACUUCGAGCUGGAGCUGCGCAUGCCCCAGGCUGAAGGCCCCCCCAAGCGCGUGUCCCUGGUGGGUGCCGACGACCUGCGGAAGAUGCAGGAGGAGGAAGCCCGCAAGCUGCAGCGGAAGAGAGCUCAGAUGCUGCGCGAGGAGGCCGCUGCGGGGCUCGCCCUGGACGCCGAGGCCCCGGAGGAGGAGCCGGAGCCGGAAGACGAACCGCCCUGGGCCGGCCCGGGCCCCACUGGAGGGCCCAGCCCGACUGGCCCCGCUGCCCUGGGAGGCGGCGGCGCCCCGGUGCGCACAGCCAAAGCCGAGCGGCGCCAGCAGGAGCGGCUGCGCAUGCAGAGCCCGGAGCUGGGGGAGCCGCCGGCGCCCGAGCGCGCCUUGUCCCCGGCCGAGCGUCGCGCCCUGGAGGCGGAGAAGCGGGCGCUGUGGCGGGCGGCCAGGAUGAAGUCGCUGGAGCAGGACGCCCUGCGCGCGCAGAUGGUCCUCAGCCGGUCCCAGGACGGCCGCGGCAAGCGGGGGCCCCUGGAGCGCCUGGCCGAGGCCCCGUCCCCCGCGCCCACACCGUCUCCCACCCCACCGGAAGACCUCGGCCCCCAGCGCAGCCCGGCCCCUGGACGCCUGCCCCUGUCUGGAAAGAAGUUUGACUACAGGGCGUUCGCAGCCCUGCCUUCUUCCAGACCUGUCUAUGCGCUCCAGUCGCCCGGCCUGGAGGAGCUGAGCUGCCUGGAGCCGUCCCCCAGCCCCAGCCCGCAGGAGGAGGACGGAGAGGUGGCCCUGGUGCUGCUGGGCAGGGCCCCGGCCGGCGCCGAGGACACGACGCCGUGCAGUGGCCGCCGCCCGCUGCGGCCGGGACGCCGGGGCCUAGGCCCCGUGCCUUCGUAGGGGCGCGCGCGCCCGGCCACACUGUAACUAGUGACGUUUGUACAACCAAAGACUCUAUUUUGUGGUUUAAGGAGAAUAAAGUUGACUACGUUUUA
This is a messenger RNA of Oryctolagus cuniculus (rabbit), 1496 nucleotides long. The record is from RefSeq and is a predicted model, not a curated record. NCBI's taxonomy places the organism in Eukaryota, Metazoa, Chordata, Mammalia, Lagomorpha, Leporidae.